This is a messenger RNA of Aplosporella prunicola CBS 121167, 477 nucleotides long. RefSeq lists its product as uncharacterized. The transcript is spliced from 4 exons. The record is from RefSeq and is a predicted model, not a curated record. Bases 60 to 407 code for a protein of 115 amino acids. Lineage: Eukaryota; Fungi; Ascomycota; Dothideomycetes; Botryosphaeriales; Aplosporellaceae.
ACAACAACAACCUUCUGAUCCUCCAUAAACACCUACACAUCUCCCAUACUCCUACUACCAUGUCUUUCCUCAAGAGCAAGGCCGUCAUGGCCGUCGGCGCCACCGUUGGCAUCCUCUACUUGGUGCCCAAGUUCUCCGGCAACAGCUCCAACGUUUUCGAGACCCCCGGCUCCAAGAACAUCGCCGAUAGGUGGUCCGCUGGCGGUGGUUCUACCACGCACACGCCCGCUGCUGCAACGAGGCGGGGUGAUCCGCAAGACACCGAGUCCAGGGCUGAACAGAGCGCGCGCACUGGUGUCGACUCUGAGCAUUUCAAGGAACACCUCAUCUCCCAAAGGCCAGGCGAGCCGGGUCCCUUUGACAAAAACUGGAAUAAGGCACACUACGGCACCGAGAAGGGCAAAUAAACUUUUCCCUCUCCAGUUGUUUCAUACUGCAUGCUAGGCGCCUUUUUUGUUUUUACUCAUGUUACGACCA